Molecule: messenger RNA, 1605 nt
Organism: Erythranthe guttata (spotted monkey flower)
Lineage: Eukaryota; Viridiplantae; Streptophyta; Magnoliopsida; Lamiales; Phrymaceae
Product: polypyrimidine tract-binding protein homolog 2
Molecular function (GO): RNA binding
Source: RefSeq, a predicted model, not a curated record
UCCUUUUUCUUUCUGAGGUUUUUGGGGGUAAUUAUAAUGUCUCGCAUUUUCUCUUAGUUUUUGCCUCUCUGCACGGUUCUAAAUCUUCCAAUUCGUUUAAAGUUUCGCUUGGAAUGUCGUCGAAUUCCGGCCACCAGCAGUUCCGCUAUACUCAAACCCCGUCCAAGGUUCUCCAUUUGAGGAACUUACCAUGGGAAUGUACUGAAGAGGAGCUCAUCGAACUGGGGAAGCCAUUUGGUAAAGUUGUCAACACAAAGUGUAACGUUGGAGCCAAUAGGAAUCAAGCUUUUAUUGAAUUAGCAGAAUUAAAUCAAGCUAUUGCUAUGAUUUCAUAUUAUGCGUCAUCAUCUGAGCCGGCUCAGGUACGAGGGAAAAGCGUCUACCUACAAUACUCAAACAGACAAGAAAUUGUAAACAACAAAACUACUGCCGAUGUUGUUGGAAAUGUACUUUUGGUAACAAUUGAGGGAGAUGAUGCACGCAGUGUCAGUAUUGAUGUCCUACACUUGGUAUUUUCUGCAUUUGGGUUUGUGCAUAAGAUUACUACAUUUGAGAAGACUGCUGGUUUUCAGGCUCUGGUGCAAUUUUCUGAUACAGGGACUGCCUUUGCUGCGAAGGAUGCCCUUGAUGGAAGAAGCAUUCCAAGUUAUUUGAUUCCGGAGCUGGGACCAUGCACGCUUAGGAUCACAUAUUCCGCUCAUACAGACCUGAGUGUAAAAUUCCAGAGUCAUCGUAGUAGGGACUAUACGAACCAUCUUCUCCCUGUUGCUCCUUCAGCUAUAGAUGCGAGUGGCCAGUUCAAUCCAGGAUUUGAUGGGAAAAAGCUGGACCCAGAGAGCAAUGUUCUUCUUGCAUCAAUCGAAAACAUGCAGUAUGCAGUUACCUUGGAUGUUUUACAUACGCUCUUUUCAUCUUUUGGGCCUGUUCUCAAAAUUGCAAUGUUCGACAAAAAUGGUGGUCUUCAGGCUUUAAUACAGUAUCCUGAUGCUCAGACUGCUAUUGCUUCAAAGCAAGCCUUGGAUGGACACUGCAUAUAUGAUGGAGGAUACUGCAAGCUGCAUAUCUCGUUUUCUCGGCAUACUGAUCUAACUAUAAAGAUAAACAACGAUAGAAACAGAGACUACACAAUUCCUACAACUCCUCUUCCAAACCCUCAGCAAUUAGGGCAGCAAUCAUCGUAUGCAGUGGGAGGUCCAGGUGCUCAGGCUUACUAUGGAGGGCAAUAUGCUAUGCCUCAGCCGAUGCCAAUGCAAAUGCAUAAUUACCAUUAUGCCCCUCCUCCCACGAGUACUGCUGUGGGCCCCGUAGUAAUGACAAGUCAUAGCCAAAAUGGGCCACCACACUCAUCCUCAACGGUCCCUUAUCAUCAUACUCAGUAAUAUGACCGCAAUUUUUUUACUAGACUCGGAAAGUUACCCCGGUUGCUUUGAAUUUGCUAUUUCUUUUUAACCCUUAAUAUUUACCGAUACGAGAGAUUCAAUGCUAAGAUUCUGGUGUGUGUGGCUUCUGAUCCCAUAUUCGAGUUUUUAUUUAUUUAUUUAAGAAAAACAAUGUGUUAUCCAAACAAAUUGACACCACAAUAAUAACUCUUAUUAAUUUUUAUUU